This is a messenger RNA of Aspergillus pseudonomiae, 1965 nucleotides long. Its product is annotated as Alpha/Beta hydrolase protein. Gene Ontology annotation, biological process: proteolysis. Bases 1 to 1965 code for a protein of 654 amino acids. The transcript is spliced from 3 exons. Lineage: Eukaryota; Fungi; Ascomycota; Eurotiomycetes; Eurotiales; Aspergillaceae. The record is from RefSeq and is a predicted model, not a curated record. Gene Ontology annotation, molecular function: serine-type endopeptidase activity.
AUGACCAUACCCUACGGACGCUGGAAUAGCCCACUCACCCCCGAACUAUUGUCAAGCAGUAGCAUAUCCCUGCACGAAGUGGUCGUCAAUGAGUCCACGGGGGCCAUCUACUGUGUGGAAUGCCACCCGACAGAGGACGGCCGCCAUGCUAUCGUCCAGCAUUGGGAUGGCGAACGUCGGGAUGUGUUGCCGAAAGAUCUUAGUGCACACGCCACGGUGCAAGAGCUCGGUGGUGGUUCCCUUGCCAUAGGACCGGACGGGCUGAUCUCGUUUUCCGACGAGGGCUCUAGCAGCAUUUACUUGCUGGAUCCUGCGUCCAGCAAACUUACUUUGGUCCUGGAAGGGGUCAAGGGUGUCCGCUAUGCGGAUUUCUGCCCUCAUCCGAUCGAUGCAGAAUGGAUGCUGGCCAUCAAGGAGGACCAUCGUGAAGCCACUCCGGAAACCCAAGCAUUUAUGGUUCAUAACUCCCUCGUGGCCAUCAACAUCAAUACUGGGGAGGAAACCACGAUUGCCCAAGGUGACGAUUUUUUCUCCCAUCCGAAGUUCGAUCCCUCGGGGAAGUAUGUCUCUUGGAUUCAGUGGUCCCAUCCGGACAUGCCAUGGACCGGAACCGUUCUCUAUGUGGCCACAUGGGAAGAUGGGUGUCUGAAAGAUUCGAGACGUGUCGCAGGAAAAGCACAGGAAGAGAGUAUCGCGCAGCCAAAAUGGGGCUUGGACGGUUCGCUCUACUUUGCGAGCGAUAGGACAGGGUUCUGGCAGCUAUAUGCAUUCAACGUCAAUAACGGCGCACAUCGUCCGUUGGCGCUGAAGGGCUUCGAAGAGGCAGACUUUGCUACAGCUGAAUGGGAACUUGGAAGCUCCACGUAUACCUCCCUUGAUGCAACGACGAUCGUCGCCACCGUCAUCACUCACGCCACGAGUCGGGUGUUGCUGAUUGACACCACCACAUCCUCUGCUCGGCAGCUAGACCUUCCCUACCUCGAUUUGGGCUCGCGUGCGAAUGGGAUUUACCGUAUUUCACCGACCAGCUUCGCCAUCGUUGGCUCGACGGCAACAUCGCCACAGGAGUUGGCUCUGGUAUCCAUUACGCCCACCGAUUCCGUUCAAAGAAGCGUGCUGGCUUCCACUGCAUCCUUCCACUUGGAUCCUGAAUAUGUCUCUCGCGCGACGGAAUUUCGUGCACCCCAAAAGUACGGCCCGCAGUGUGACGGCGACGUAUACAUGUUCUACUUCCCCCCACAGAAUCCGAAUUAUCAGUCAGACGAUCAGGGUCCUCCUCCCGCGCUGGUCUACGUUCAUGGUGGGCCCAAUGGCUGCGUCAACCCAGCUUUGAAUCUCGAAAUUCAAUACUGGACCACGCGUGGCUUUGCCGUUUGCGCUCUGAACUACACGGGCUCCACCGGAUACGGUCGCGAAUAUCGUGAACGUCUCUCGGGACACUGGGGACUCGUGGAUGUUGGCGAUGCCGUGAGCGCAGUCGACUUCCUGGUGGCAAACGGGCUGAUCGAUCAGGCGCGCGUGGGGAUUUACGGUGGUAGUGCAGGCGGCUAUUUGACUCUGCGGGCGCUGCACAUGUAUCCCGACGUUUGGGCGGCGGGGAUCAGUUCCUAUGGCAUCAGCGAUGUCCGGGCACUGCAGGCCGAUUCCUACAAGUUCGAAAGCCACGAUGUGGAUCGGAUUUUACUCAGUACAACGAAGGCUGGGGACAGAGAUGCUGAACUCACCAGACGCAGUCCGUGCCAUUUUGCGGCGCAGAUGAAGGCACCACUCCUUUUGCUGCAGGGCACGUCCGAUAUGGUUGUCCCUGUUGCACAAGCCCGGAUGAUGGCUGAUGCGAUGCACAAGUGUGGGAGGGUAGCAGAGGUGGUUGAGUUUGAGGGUGAGGGCCACGGCUGGGUUGGCCAUGAAACCAUCUAUGAGUCGUUCAAGCGGAAGGAGGAGUGGUGGAGGCGUCAUUUGACUUGA